Molecule: messenger RNA, 1483 nt
Organism: Thecamonas trahens ATCC 50062
Lineage: Eukaryota; Apusomonadida; Apusomonadidae
Exons: 2
Coding region: 1-1362 (453 amino acids)
Molecular function (GO): calcium ion binding
Source: RefSeq, a predicted model, not a curated record
AUGGGCUCCACGGUGACCAAGAUGACGAAGAAGUUCAAGAGCGACGGCCUCAGCGACGCCGAGUUCACCAUCGAGGACCUCGGUGAGGUCAAGAUCGGCCUCAAGGAGGUGCAGGCCAAGGAGGGCGGUGUGGACCUUGAGCAGUGGCGCAAGGUGUGGAAGAAGGCGUGCGACCUCGACGGCGACUUUGUUGACGGUCUGUUCCAGAUCUUCGACGAGGCCAACAACCAGUGGGUCGACUUCCGCGAGUACGCCAUCUGGGCUGCGCUCGUUGGCCGGACGCCGAUCCGCCGCAAGAUCUCGUACUGCUACCGCGUCUUUGACCGCAACGGCAACGGCGUGCUUGAGGAGAACGAGCUCAUUCUCCUCUGCGAGGCCGUCAUCCGGACCAUCAAGCGUGUGGUGUACAACACGCCCGGCACCGUCAACGAGGACGGCCACCAGUCGUUUGCCCUCACCGACAAGGAGACCGACGCCGCCAAGAGCAUGGCCAAGAAGAUCCUGAAGGAGUGCAAGGUCGACGACGACGAUGAGGACUCGGACGCCCCCGCCGGCGCAUCGUACAAGAACAUCCAGGCCAAGUGGGAGUCUGCCAAGGCGCUCAAGGACGUCAAGCACAUCCUCAACUUCUUCAACGACAUCACCGAGCAGCUCGAGACCCGCGGUGACGACUACACCGGCCCGUACUCGAAGAAGUACAAGUCGCACAAGGGCGACAAGAAGGGCAAGAGCAAGAAGGGCAAGAAGGGCAAGAAGGGCAAGGCCGCGGCCUCGUCCGCCGACGAGUCCGAGGAGCCGUCCAAGUCCAAGAAGGGCAAGGACAAGAAGGCUUCCAAGAAGGACAAGAAGGCUUCCAAGAAGGACAAGAAGGCCGACAAGAAGGCGUCCAAGAAGGACAAGAAGGCCGACAAGAAGGCGUCCAAGAAGGACAAGAAGGCUUCGAAGAAGGACAAGAAGAAGGGCAAGGCCGACGCUUCGUCCGCCGAUGAGUCCGAGGAGCCGUCCAAGUCCAAGAAGGGCAAGGACAAGAAGGCUUCCAAGAAGGACAAGAAGGCCGACAAGAAGGCGUCCAAGAAGGACAAGAAGGCUUCGAAGAAGGACAAGAAGAAGGGCAAGGCCGACGCUUCGUCCGCCGACGAGUCCGAGGAGCCGUCCAAGUCCAAGAAGGGCAAGGACAAGAAGGCGUCCAAGAAGGGCAAGUCCGACAAGGGCAAGGACAAGAAGGACAAGAAGGCGUCCAAGAAGGACAAGUCCGACAAGGGCAAGGACAAGAAGGGCAAGGACAAGGGCAAGGACAAGUCCGACAAGGGCAAGGACAAGGCCAAGGGCAAGGGCAAGAAGGCCAAGAAGGCCAAGAAGUAAGUCGCCGCUCGCUACUGCUCUCGCACCCCACCCCCCUCCACUCUGUCGCUCCUCUAGCUUGGCGCCGCCACACACACUCUCUUUCUCUCUUUCAUCUGAAAUGAAACCACCGUCACACUUG